Porites lobata is the source of this 1258-nucleotide messenger RNA. The record is from the annotation of a GenBank genome assembly. Lineage: Eukaryota; Metazoa; Cnidaria; Anthozoa; Scleractinia; Poritidae.
AUCCUGUUCAUCCAAGGCACCCUACUCAUCCAAGUCAUCCUAGUCACCCAACUGACCCUAGUCACCCAAGUCACCCCAGUCAUCCUAGUCACCGUAGUCACCCAAGACAGCCAAAUCAGCCUAGUCACCCUAGUCACCCAAGUCACCCUAGUCAUCCUAGACACCCAAGUCAUCCUAGUCACACUAGUCACCCAACUCACUCAAGUCACCCUAGUCACCCUAGACACCCUGGUCACCCUAGUCACCUAAGUCAUUGUAGUCACUUAAGACACCCUUGUCACCCUAGUCACCCAAGUCACUCUAGGCGUCACCCAAGUCAUCCUAGUCACCCUAGUCACCCAAGUCACCAAAGUCACCUUAGUCACCCUUGUCACCCUACAUGUAAACCCAAGUCACAUAGGUCAUCCUAGUUACCUAAGUCACCCUAGUGACCCAAGUCACCCUUGUAACCAUAGUCAACCAAAUCGCCCAAGUCAUUAUAGUCACCCAAGUCACCCCAGUCACCAAAGUCACUUUAGUCACCCUUUCACCCUAGUCACACAAGUGACUCUAUAUAGCUAGUCACCCAAGUCACCCCAGAUGUCACCCAAGUCACGUAAGUCAUCCUAGUCACCCAAGUCACCCUAGUGACCUUAGGAACCCAUGUCACUCUAGUCACCCAAGUCACCCUAGACGUCACCUAAGUCGACACCCAAGUCAUCCUAGUGAUUCAAGUCACCCAAGUCACCCAAGUCAUCCUAGUCACCCAAGACACCCUAGUCACCCAAGUCACCCUAGUCGCCCUAGAUGUCACCCAAGUCACCCAAGUCAUUGUAGUAACCUAAGUCACCCUAGUCACCCAAGUCACCCUUGUCACCCAAGUCAUCCUUGUCACCGAAGUCAUCCUAGUCAUUCAAGUCAUCCAAGUCACUCAAGUCAUCCUAGUCACCCAAGUCACCCUAGUAACCUAAGUCGCCGUAGUCACCCUAAUCACCCUAGCAACUUAAGUCACCCUAGUCACCCUAGUCAACUAAGUCAUCGUGGUCACCCAAGUCACGCUAGUCACCCAAGUCGCCCUAGUCACCUAAGUCAUCCUAGUCACCCAAGUCACCCUAGACAACCAAGUCACCCUAGCCACCCUACGGGGUCAAGUCACCCUAGCCACCCUACAGGGUCAAGUCACCCUUGUAACCCAAGUCAGCCUAGUCACCCUAGAUGUCACCCAAGGCAUCCUAGUCACCAAGUCACCCUAGUUUUCACCCAAGUCACCCAAGUCAUC